CUGACGACUGACACUUUAAAAUUUGAAUUUGGUUAAGUAACGGUUAUUUUUCUACAGGGCUAUGUGUUUUUCAAAGAAUACAAUCAUGAAAAAUGGUACCAAAAAAGACAUGAUUGACCUUUUCAGUAGUUCUCAACGCACUGCUGCAGUUCACCACAAAAAUUCCAUCCUCCUGAGGAAUUUAUAUGAAGAAUCAAACCACGAAGAAUUUUUCAGCGAUAUGAAAGAAAUCCUGACAGUUAUGUUAACUAUAGAAAAGGGUGGCAAGUUUAUUGAAAAACUGAUAAUUUUUUUCGGUAAAUUUUGUUUUUUAUUGAAGCCUAAACAGGUGAAAUGCGAAGAUGAAACAGAGGAUUAUGUUGAGCACCCUUUACUGACUGAAAUCAUUUCAUUUUUAUUGAUAUGUUCUGGAUCAAACAAAGAUAUCGUACGACUCAGAGCUUGCCAAUUGAUAAACAAAAUUUUAGAUAAUCUCAUCGGGGUAGAAGUUAGCCAAGAAUUGUGCGAUAAUCUUGAGGAAAACUUGUUGAUAAGAUUACAGGACCCAAAGAGCGCUAUAAGACAACAAGCAGUGAUAUCCUUACAUCGUAUACAGGAUCCUUCCAAUCCAGAUGAUCAAAUUAUUACCCAGUUUACACACUUAAUGAAUUCUGAUAUUUUUGCAAAGGUUCGUUUACUGUGUGUUGAAAAAAUAGCAAUUAGGUCAAACGUUAUUCGUCACAUUAUCAACAGGACAAGAGAUGUUGAUCCAAAUGUCAGGUUAUCGGCAUUCAAAAGACUUUCAGAACUCACAGGAGCCCUGAAGAUUUCGGAAAGGCGAAUCAUUCUCCAUUGCGGAUUUUCUGAUCAGUCGGAGAAAGUGAGGGAAUUUGUCACUUCAAUAUUAGUGAAGGCUUGGUUACAGUAUUAUGACAAUGAUAUACUCAAGUUCAUGAAGUCUAUGAGAUUAGACACUACCGAAGAGGAUAUCGAAAAUACAACUAGUCUUUUCGAGUGUGUUUUGGGAAUAAUUUUCAAAGACAGGCCACUGAAGGAAUUAACUGGAAUGCUGGGACUUGAUGAUAAGAAGUUAAUACCCUUAGAUAAUCUAGAUUGGGAAACUGUCAGUUACUGGAGAAUCUAUGUGCAAUAUUUAAGCCAAAACGAAGAGUUUGACGUAGAAUUAGAUGAAGCUAUACCAGAAUUGAUUUAUUUUUGCAGUUAUAUUAAACAGUAUUACAUCAAUAAUCCCAAAGAGGUAACAGCUUAUGAAUUCUUAGAACACCAAUUCAUCUUGAAACAGCUGUUUCUUAUAACAAAGACUUUUGAUUUCGCUGAGGUUACGAAUAGAAAAUGCCUGAAUACUCUGGUGACCAACAUUUUAGAAAACGCAGUGUUAAUGUCUGAUACGAUUGAAGUUAUUGUUAGCACAUUGGAAUGUUCAAUUCCAAACUUCGAGAAGAGGACACAGUUUGUUAGUGAGAUCAUAUCAGAAAUUUUGUACCCGAUGGAAUCAGAAAAAUGCCAGGAAGUUGAACAGGAGAAGACCUACAAGAUUUCUCAACUCACUGUGAAAUUGAAUCUCUUGAAAGAAGAUCUAGAUAAAGCAAUCAGAGAACAAAACUUUGUAGAAGCGGAACGUAUAAAGAACGAGAUGACCCAAAUAACCGCUGAGUUAACAGACUUGAAGAAUGUCGAAGUAGCCCAGCAACAACGUCAAGUGCAAAAGAGAACCGACUUGUUGACGACGAUAAAGUGCUUGGACAUUGCCUCUGCAAUGCUGCUGUGUCCAAAAGUGAUCCAUCUCACUUCUUCAAUGAAAGCUCUGAAGGAGGAUUUCAUCCAGGAGUUACUGAUGAGUGACAACGACAGUGUCAGGGUGAAGGCUCUACGGUGUUACGCUUUGUGUUGUAUCAUCGACAAACCGACGUCUAGGAAUGGCAUUCAUCUUUUCUCAACGCCGAUAUUCGCCUAUCAAAAUGGAGAUGAAUGCGAUACCCAAACCCUGCUAGUAUGUAUAGGCGCUGUAGUAGAUCUGUUGAGGAUUUACGGAUCGCAGUUGAUGGCAGCUCCGGAAAACGAAGAUUUAUCCGAGAGUAUGCAAGAACGUCAGCAGGCUAUUUUUGCUGGGGGGACUUCCUUGUCGGAUGUUUUGCAGGGCCUCGUGGAUUUGAUGGACGAUGAGCAAUACGAGAUUCAAGAAAAGGCUUGCCUGGGUUUGUGUCAGCUUAUCCUGAGCGGAAGAAUCCUAUCACCUUCUCUGAUCUGCAGACUUGUUCUGAAGUGGUGCAAUCCUGCUACAGAUGGCGAAGCAAACAGACUUAAGCAGAUUAUCGGCUGUGUUUUGGAAAAGGUGCCCCUCAUGACAGAAAUUACUGAACAACUAAUAGAAGCAGUGUUGAUGACGGUGAAAUCUAUAUUCGCAGCUCCAAGAAUAUCGCCAUUGGCUGACAUAAACGUUGAAAAUAUCGCAAAGUUUAUGAUAGCGCUUUGCAAAACUUCACCAGAUGCUGUACAUAUUCACUCAAAUCUUGCUACGUCCAUCUGUAAUGAGAUAAUAAACAAACCCAGGAGUAAAAUGAAUGCAACUUUUUCCAAAAUGCUCCUCAUGUUGGACCUGCCAGAAAACAAAAUCACAAUCGACGAAUUGCUAAGCCAGUGCGACAAAAUCAGAGAUAAUUGUCAGGAGCGUAGCGUCGUAAAUAACGUGAUUAAAUUUGUAACAAAACUCAAUAAAAUGAAUACGGAGAGUUGUGAUACUCUGGACAAUGAUCUUGAGAGCAAAGAUUCAACAGAAGUGAUGGAUGAGGGUACGAUGGAGACUACCAGAAGAAAAAUACCAGAUAUGAUAAAAGAAGAGGAUGAAAGCAACUGAUUAGGUGAUAAGUGAAAACAUGAAUUUUUGUAUAAGUCAUAACUGCAAAUUCUUUCUUGUUAUUGAAAAUAAAACUGUUACUAUAGUUUUGAAUCUCCUUCUACAGUCUAUUUCGAGAUGACAAAGAUUAUUAAGUUACUGUAAAGUGAACGUUUAAAAUACCAGAGUUCAAGACUUUCCCUCAAUACCAAACAGAUUGUAGGUUGAGAAUUCAUAUUGAAAAAAAUAAAUUGAAGCAAAAUUUUAUGAGAGACAGCUUACACGAAAUUUAUAUAUAGUAGUAUUUUAAAAAUGU
This is a messenger RNA of Leptinotarsa decemlineata (Colorado potato beetle), 3149 nucleotides long. It is a transcript of the gene Cap-G, whose product is annotated as Chromosome associated protein G. Gene Ontology annotation, cellular component: condensed chromosome; condensin complex; cytoplasm. NCBI's taxonomy places the organism in Eukaryota, Metazoa, Arthropoda, Insecta, Coleoptera, Chrysomelidae. The record is from RefSeq and is a predicted model, not a curated record. Gene Ontology annotation, biological process: mitotic chromosome condensation.